Bursaphelenchus xylophilus (pine wood nematode) is the source of this 2427-nucleotide messenger RNA. NCBI's taxonomy places the organism in Eukaryota, Metazoa, Nematoda, Chromadorea, Rhabditida, Aphelenchoididae. The record is from the annotation of a GenBank genome assembly.
AUGAUGCGCCGUUUUGUCGAAGGAAUUAAGCAGAUCAUCAACAGCAAGGUACGGCGCCGAAAGUUUGUCUACCUUUUUCGCCACUACUUGCUGUUUCUGCUAGUCGUUUUAUGCCUGUUGGGUGCAUAUCUCCUACGAACCCGUAAGUUCUACCUUGAUUUAUAUUAUUUAUGAUACCGCGACAUAAAAGCGCUUCUAAAAUUUAUGAUUCCAGAGAUAAACGAGAUUAUUUGAUGCGCAAACAAAUAAAAUCACGCUUGCAACGCGAAACAAAAAUACUUUAGCGUAAAAAAUACGUCAGCGAUGAUAUAUUUUACAUACAGAUUUAUGUUUUUUUAUUUGUCGCAGGGUCUACCCGUUACGGUCGAGCUGCCUUUGAUGAUGUCAAUUUUGUUCGUUCCGCCUACCGAGUCGAUGAUUCCACCAUAAGAAUUGUGUUUGUUCGAUCUAUGAAUAAUUUGUAAGUUCACGUUUUCUUGUUCAAUUUAUGUUUUAGCCACAAUUUGACAUAUGAAUAUGGGAAGAAGAAAGGUCGAAUCCGCUUGGAAUGCCAUAAUGAGCACUGUCCCGAUCCCUUUUCUCCUCCUUGUCGGCUAAAUGGUUACGUCGGGAUCAUUAACGACCUUACCAAACAAGAUUAUCAGUCUUAUUUGGUAAUUUUCUCUGAUUUGAACAUGGAAGACCCAUUGUUUAUUAAUGUUCAGUAAGUUUGCUGUAUUUUUUUCUCAUUUGCUCAGGAAUGCCAGAAAUGUUGAUCUUCCGAAGCACAAGCUGGGUGUUUGUGUCCAGCCUAUCUAUCUCCACACGGAUUUCUCAGCUCUGGUCCAAUUUUUCGAGUUUUGGCUUUCUGAAAAUGCGACAAAAUUUUAUGUAUACCGGGAGAGUUAUACCAAGGAAGUGGGAGAACUCCUUCAGUUUUAUGCGUCCCAAAAAGGAAUUCAAGUGGAUUUCAUCGACUGGUCGUCCCUGCCACUGAUCGAAGAAGACUCAUCUGAUUCGAGAAAUCCCAACAGAUAUUGGUUCAGACUGGAAGUUUUUAUGGCCAUCUUCGAUUGCGUUCAUCGGGCCAGGUAUGAUUUUUUAUUGACAAGGAAAGUACCCCAAUUGCGACGCUCAGAUUUUCUUUAGAUUUUGCACUCACUUCAGGCAUAGGUUAAAUAUAAAUUUCUGAAAAUUUUAGCUCGCGAUUUGCAAGUGCCGCCGAUAUAUUGAACGAUUUUUGCCGCCGAGAGAGUAUGCGAAACACAGAGAGUGGUCAGAGAGGAAAACGUUUUUUGACCAUAACUUUGCCAGUUUCGUGCGGAGAAAAAUUACUUUUUGUGGAAACAUUACCCUCUAGGGCAGAAAUAGGUAUGAAACUUUCCGUGCCGUAAUUUGGCAAAAAAUGUCGAAUUUUUGCCGACUUUCGUUGUUUCUGCAAAGCCCAAGCUAGGAUUCUCGCAUAUUUCUUUGAAAAAAUUAUUCUAAAUUUGUGCCAAGUUUCAUCCAAAUUUGAGCGUUGCACUUGGGCUACUUCUCCAGUAGGUUUUUAAACUUACUGGGGUUAACGUUUUUAUACAUUAAAAUAUAUAAACACGUUAUUGUAAUUUACACAGCUUAUUUUUAGAGGAAAUGUCAAGUAUUUGGCUCAAACUGACCUGGAUGAGAUUAUAUACGUCGGAAAGGACCGCUCGAUAAUCAAGUUCAUGGAUAUUAUGGACAAACAAGAACCGAUGAUGGCGUCGGUGUCUUUCAGAAGUCAGAGAGUACAAGUAAUGGUAGGGUUAUCCUGGCUUUUAGAUAUAUUUUUAGAACAGCACGUGGGCUGUCGCUCAGAAUCCAUCGGAAUUGUCGUUCACUAAUCUCGAUGAGAUUAUCCUCGAAGAUCGUGUUUUCAAAAGGCCGCUUUACGCAAAAAUGAUCUACAGACCAGAAAGGGUAAGGCGUCUCGGAAUUAGCAAGCCUUUUCUUCAGGUGUUCCAUGUCCACAUUCAUCGUCAGUUACAAACUGAGAGGAUUCCGGGCACCGAUACCUUUUACAAGCACGUCAAUAUUGCCCCCGAAGGUGGAGUUGUUUUACAUAUCAGAAGAUUAAAAGACAUGUAUCCUUGGACGAAUGCUUACAAUUCGUCGAUCCUGAUGGAUACAGCCGAACGAAUGGAGAAGAAUUUCCAAGAACGUAUUUCCAAUUACACGUUCGGUGGGUUUAUUAAAUAUAUUUGCUUAGUUAUACUGUUUUAAUAAAAUUAACGCCGAAUGACGUAAUCUGAUUAUUUAGGUAUAUCGGAAUGGACAAAUUACGGGUUUACUAUCAAUGAACAUAUUGAGAAAUGUCGUCAGAGCAUGAACAGGAAUCGUGACCAUGCUUGUCAUAAUAUAUGGGAUUGUGAUAAAACUGUUACAAGUAUCGAUUGGGUAAGAGUCCCCAAUUGCUGGCUGACCGUCUGA